Molecule: messenger RNA, 615 nt
Organism: Trametes versicolor FP-101664 SS1
Lineage: Eukaryota; Fungi; Basidiomycota; Agaricomycetes; Polyporales; Polyporaceae
Exons: 3
Coding region: 1-615 (204 amino acids)
Source: RefSeq, a predicted model, not a curated record
AUGGUGCACCACUCUGAAAACUCUGCGCUCGCUGGGCGGGAGGACGUUGCGGUUGUGCCUCACACCACGUCCCCCGUAGUUCCCCGCGAGAACGACGUCAACACGAACAUCCUCAACAACGUCAACAUCUUGAACAACUGGUUCGACACGAUGCAGGGCCACUCCGCAAACCUCCAGCGGCUCGCGUCACAGGCAUCUACCCACCGAGACGAUGCGGACUUCCGUACCGAGACCGUCUCUGAGGUUACUUCCUACCAGGACGGCCUGCUCGGAUUUCAAAACGUUCUGGCUCAGCUUGGCGCCGACAAAGGCCUGGAGAACUACGACCGCUCCAACGAACUAGAGACACUGCUUAAGGAUCUGGUCAACUUGUCGAAGAACACCCUCAGCUACAUCGACGAGCUCGUGUAUCAGAUUCCGGUGCUCGGGCCGCUGUUGGGACCCGUCGUAUACCAGAUCAAGUGCAUUCUGGAUGAUGUCUUGAACGCCGUCGAGAACCUCACGGAUGCGAUCCUCAACGCAGUGCAACCCCUGCUCGUCGCACUGAUUGGACAAGUAACGGCGGCGGCAUGUGGCCUCGGUAUUCAACUAGGAUCGCUUUGCCUGUUGGUGUAG